ACAAAAUCGUGUAAAGAGCCACAAAUAAGAAUACAUGUUUUUUUUUAUUCUGACAGGUAUUAAUUGUACGAAUCAUAUUUAGAUAAGGUUUAGUAUUGGAUAAGACAAAAUUAACAGCGUUUUUUCCCUUACAAGUUACUUGGACCUUUUGUGUGAUCUAGGAGCGCCUGAGAGUCGAAGGAUGCUGAUGAAAGGUGCUGCUGAAACAAUAGCAGCUAAUGUGCCACCUUAUCCUUUGACCUGGAAAGAACAGCGAGUUGCGGGAAUGUAAACCUGGAGGGGACCUGAUGGUUGCUAUCAAGGGACCUGUCUGAAGCCCAGCACCCAGUGACUUCUUAACCAGUUUCAAAACUCACUUGAAGUCUUUGAGAGUCAAGCGUCCAUCUUCUUGUUCUUGUGCCUGUCUGGAUGGUCUCACCUCCUAGCACAAACGUCACGGCAGAAGAAGAGACAUCCCCCUCACCCCACCAGACACUCAGCCAGCCAACUAUUGUACUAUUAUAGUUCAAGCAAAGGCUAAUUGUUAGUCUUUUACAAAGGGUGCACAGUCCAAUUUUUGGAUGGUAUUUCUGCCUCUUUCUUUCUACUAGGAGAAGAUGGCGCUGCUUGUUGUUUGUGCACUUCUGUGCCUGUUCUGCUGGGCGUCUUUCUACUUCUUCUUGUGCAACGUGAAUGGCUCCAGGAGCUACGAAUGGAACUGCCGGCUGGUCACCUUGGUGCACGGCAUACUGGCCAUUUGCAUCACGGCAUACAUCGGGUAUGUGGACGGACCCUGGCCCUUCACGCAUCCGGGAACUAAGAACACUCCUCUGCAGAUCAGUGCCAUGGUUGUGAGUCUGGGCUAUUUCAUCUUUGACAUGGCCUGGUGUGUGUACUUCCGCACAGAGGGACCUGUUAUGCUGGCCCACCACACCAUGAGCAUCCUGGGAAUCCUGCUCACCCUGUGGCUGGGGGAGUCUGGCAUCGAGUCAUGCGCGGUGCUCUUUGGCAGCGAGAUCACCAACCCCCUCCUGCAGGCACGCUGGUUCCUCAAACAGACAGGACACUACGAGACUCUGCUGGGGGAAGUUGUGGACGUCCUGUUCGUGCUGCUGUUUGUGUUGAUGCGGGUCUUCGUGGGAGGAACAAUGCUGUACUGUGAGCUGAUCUCACCCAGACCGAGAUUCUUCAUCAAGUGUGGAGGAGUGGCGAUGUACGCCUUAUCCUGGGUCUUCAUGGUGGACAUUGUUCGGUUCGCCAGACGGAAGAGUAAGAGCUGGCACAAACAGAGAGUCCUCCGAGAGGCUGCUACAGCUAAUGGUCAUGAAGGGAAGAUGGACUGACUUUAAAAACUACAUUUUAGACCUACAAAGAAAAUCAAAUUCUGUAUUUAGGUUUUGAUUUUAUCAUUUUAUUUUUACACCAUCAAACUGUAAUACACACUCCUUUCUUCAUCUGAGGUCCUGCCACCUAAACCCAUUAGAUCGUUGCUCAAAAAAAAGAUGAAGUUAAGUGACUUAAAAGACGAUCGCUCCAAACCAAAGCACUUUCUGAAGACACACAUUGCUUUCAGCUGCUGUAAACUGUGGCCUAGUCAUAUGUGGUGCUGCUCCAAAAGGGGAGUGUACAGUUAGGAAUGAGACGUUCAGGCCUGGGGUGACGGUGGAAAAGUUGUAGUCACAGAAAAACGUUAGGACGUCUUCUUGUAAUAGGUCAUUUAUUUCUUUCUUUGCACAAGAAACUAAGCAGAUUCAUGUUUACUCAGGGGACUAGAGGAAUAUCAAACAGUUUUGUUGAUUCACACAGUUCAAUCUGGAUUUUUAUUCCACUUUUUGCUCUAAAAGAACAUAUUAAUUUCAUUUCCCAUGUGCAAAUGCAUAUACCGGUAGUUGCAAAAACAAGCCUUCACAUUAAUGACAAAACCCGACACUGAUUAUAUGUGAAUCAUUCACAUAAAAAGACCUGUUGGUUUAUUAGGCUGCUAGAUAAAUAGUUCAAUGUCAAACAGGUCUUGUCUGCAGCUAAAAAACUAACUGCACUGAUCUUUUAUCUGAAUUUAUGUUUUAAAAUCCCUAGAGAACAUUUUUGAUCCCCUUUUCUCCGAUCGUCUAACCUUUGAGGCAACAAGCUCCUGAAAGAGUUGGGAGUAAAUAAACAUCUGUGCUUAUGGCUUUGUCCCAUACAAAGAAAGUUACGGUUCACCAACUUUUCAUUUUUGUGUUCAGACUUAAUAUGGCAAUCUGUUAUAUUUCUGCAUAGGUCCAUGAGCGUUGUUUUGUUUACCAUUAAUACAUGUAUGUUGAUAUUUUAUGACUGCUCAUCAGACUGCCAUGUAAAAUUCUUGGUGUGCAUCCAGAAAAGAACAACUCGUCUGUGCCUUAGCUAUCUGAAUGUACCUGUGGGUUUGUGUUGUGAUGUAAAUCCUCCAAUGCAAAAUGGUGUACUUUGGAGAGAGUAUUCUUGGUUCCAUAUGUCACAUUUGUACCCCGUUAUUUGAAUUAAAAUGAAGCAAUUUGUGUUUUUGUGUGUUUUAAA
Nothobranchius furzeri (turquoise killifish) is the source of this 2514-nucleotide messenger RNA. RefSeq names its product TLC domain containing 5a (gene tlcd5a). The record is from RefSeq and is a predicted model, not a curated record. Lineage: Eukaryota; Metazoa; Chordata; Actinopteri; Cyprinodontiformes; Nothobranchiidae. Gene Ontology annotation, cellular component: membrane.